Poecilia latipinna (sailfin molly) is the source of this 1002-nucleotide messenger RNA. RefSeq lists its product as uncharacterized. The coding region runs from base 1 to 1002 and encodes 333 amino acids. The record is from RefSeq and is a predicted model, not a curated record. The transcript is spliced from 3 exons. Lineage: Eukaryota; Metazoa; Chordata; Actinopteri; Cyprinodontiformes; Poeciliidae.
AUGAGUCAAAGUUCCCAAUCUGGAGAGCGCAUCGUCAGCGGCCCAGAAGGCCCUAGUGGCAGAGGGCGGAGGUUAAGGCGAAGUAGUGGCAGUGAAAGAAGCUCCAGAGAGAGUUUCCAAUCUAGGGUCAAGGGUCAGACGGGAUUCCUGGGUUCACCGCCACUGCUGCACCGCCCGCGCCACAAUGUCCUCCGACAGCCGCUGGGCGUACUCCAGCAGCACUGCGUUCACCUGCGGCGAGCCGUCCGCCAAGCCCGGCGUCGACCCGCCCACCAGGUAGGCCUUCUCGCCCGCUGGCUUCCCCUCGGUGGAGUUGGCGUGCUGGGAGGCCGCGGCGCUCCGCUUGGAUUUGACGCAGCCCAUGCUCUGGAGGCGACCUCGUCUUCCUCCGUCUGGGAGAUUUCAGCUGCUGUCAUCCACUGGAUUCCAUCGCUGAGAGCCAAGCUGGGCGAUCAGAACAUCCCGCUCCGUCCGACUGAGAGGCUCAUGCUUCAGUUUAUCUGCGUGAAGGUGAAGGAAAGCGAUCCCACUCCUCUCAAUUCCCGGAAAAUCCUCCCGUCCACAGCAGGAACAACGCAAGGUCGUUCAGGGAUGAAAUCCUGCACAAGCAGUCCAAUAAACCAGCAAAAUCCCAGAUCCGGACCCAACUUGCCUCUUCUGUGGGUUGUUGUUCUGGAUGAAGCGCCGCUUCGUGCCAGAUUUACAGAUAAUCUGAGCGGGUUUAAACCGAGGGAACAAUCCCGGGAUGCUGGAGGCUUCCUCCGCCGCCAGCAGGUCGCUGUGCGGCCGCCGGAGCUCCGCAGCAGACAGGGAGGAGGGAGAGGCGGUCCGGAGCGGAGCGGAUCUCCGCCGAGGCGCAGCGGCGCUCUGGAUGAGUCCGGGGCGCAGCGCGCCGCGCCGCUGCGGCUCGGCGCGGCGCGCUGCUGCCCCCUGCUGGACGAACAAACAGCCCGGGGCUGGAGGGCCGCUUACAAUAAAACCCAAACAACGUUCACACCGUGA